Molecule: messenger RNA, 686 nt
Organism: Psylliodes chrysocephalus
Lineage: Eukaryota; Metazoa; Arthropoda; Insecta; Coleoptera; Chrysomelidae
Source: the annotation of a GenBank genome assembly
GUUUUUUAUUACUUAUCUAACCUAACCUAUCAUUUUACAAAAUUUGAUUUUUUAUAGUUUAAAUUUCUUUUAGAACGUUGUCUAUUAACAAAAUAAUAAACAUUUAGAAAAAUGGAUAAUUUCAAAGAUGGAGUCACAUGAUUUGGAUGAUGAUUAGAAAAAUUUUCAAUACUUACAUAAUAUUUUUUUAUAUUUACAUGAACUUUGAUAAUGAUGAAUAUCUUUUAAGAAAUGGCAUAUAAUUUGGCGCGUUUUUCAACAAAUUUCAAGAGGAUCUCUAAACAAAGCUUAAACUUUUGUUCUAAAAGUGACAAAUUAACUAAAAACAACAACAAAUCUCAAGACAAUAAUAAGAAAUCUGAAGACAAUAAUAAAAAAUCUACAGACCAACAAAAUCCUUUUCCAGAAGCCCCGACCAAUUGUUGCAUGUCAGGAUGUCCCAAUUGUGUGUGGGUGGAAUAUGCAGAAAAACUUUGCGAGUAUUUUAAAGAUGGUGGUGAAAAGGCCAUAGAAGAAAUCGAAAAGAAAGUCACAGAUCCGAAUAUGAAAGCUUUUUUGAUGCAUGAACUACGUAUGAGAAAUAUAAAAAAGAAAUAAUCGAGUAGAAACUGAAAUUGGACAAGAUAUUUUCCGUUUUUUUAUUUGUUUACAUGUCUGUUUAUAUAAUAAAUGAUAACAUAAUAAGG